Molecule: messenger RNA, 2241 nt
Organism: Schistosoma mattheei
Lineage: Eukaryota; Metazoa; Platyhelminthes; Trematoda; Strigeidida; Schistosomatidae
Source: the annotation of a GenBank genome assembly
AUGCAAUCAGAAAAUGUGCAUUGUAAUAUUGCCAGUAAAACAACUUAUAUGACUAAUUCCGAUAUUUCUGAUACUAUUUUCUUUGUUGAGUCUAACGAUGAAACAGGUUUGUUACAAACUAAAGAAAUACGCUUGGAAAAUUUGAAAAAGCACCAAGAUAUCAAUAAAGAUAAGUUGCAAUAUCUAUUUGAUGAAUCACAUAUUCAUCCUAAUAUAAAAAAACAGUUAUUCUCCACGUCAUAUGAAGGUCGUCUGGAAGCACUUGAUAGAAUGAUUUCUUCAUUACAUAGAAAAGAUACCAGUGCAAUACCAUCACCUUUAAUCAUCACAUAUGCUCAUUUUGAUUUAAUUUUAAUGUGGAUUGAAGAAUAUUGUUUUGGAUAUUGGUUGAAAGGUGAUUUUGAACAAUCUGAAUAUCAUAAUUGUAAAGCUGUUUUAGCUCGUGCCUUCGAGUAUUUAACUGCUGUAAUUUCGUUAUUUGCUCAAAAUGAUUUGAGGUUAAGUGAACAAGAAGUAAAUAUUAUUCUUAUCCCAUUAUUAAAUUGUCAACUUCAAUCAUUAACUGUACAUAAAGAUUCAGUUAUUUAUCGUGCUGCAUCUGAUUCAAUACAUCUUAUACGUCAAGUUUAUCCUCCUAGUUUAUUGAUGGACAUGCUUGUUAAAUAUAUGCAUCAAUGUAGUACUGCAAAAAUGCGUCAGAUUUGCCUUGAUGAAUUACUUAGUCUUAUACCGCGUUCCGGUGACCUAAAAGGAUUUACUUCAGAACUUCAUCUAAAACUAAUUGCCCAGCAACUUGCUGACUCUGAUUCUGGAGUGAAGAAAUCUGCAUUGAAUUGUUUAUGUGUAGCCUAUAAAUUUUUAGGAUCCUUAUUUUGGCAGCAUAUUGGAAAUCUUCCAGAAAAUGAUAAAAAAUUACUUGAACAAUAUCUGUCAUCAUCUAAUACUGAUCCAACUUUGACUGUCUCGAAUAACUUUGAUGAACUUUCAAUGAAAACACCAUUUGAAUUUUUUAUAACAAGAGAUACUUCAGUAAUAACUGCACCUUAUACAGGAGAGUAUAGUCGUACUAAACGACCUAAAAGCCCACCACCUCUCCACUUGUCUCCAGCUGCCCCUUCUCUUUUAUUACCACUAAUUACUGCACGUGAUAAUCCAUCUUUAAGUGAAUCAGACAGAAUAGCAGCUUCAAGUCAACUUACCGCAGCUUUAUCUUGUUUAGUUGAUCAGUUAGGAGGAUUUGUAUCUGAUGAUGAAGCCCAAGAUGAGAAUCGUGCACCGUCAACUGAAAACUGCCAUCAGGUCUACACUGAUGAAAAUGAAGAUGACCGAUCAGGUUUCAAUAACAUCGUCCAUGGAGCUCUUAUCGACUUAGAAGUAUUAAUUCAAGAUCCUCGAACAUGUGAUCUGCUUCCACCUUUUAUGCCUCAGAUUAUUACUCAGUUGACGUUACUUUGUAAUCGUUUGUACAAAAGUGAAUCUAACGCAGGUCAAGCGAUUUUCAUGCAAUGUCUAGGCGAUGUAUUAAUAUGUAUUUUUACACGGCCUUUCUUAUUUCGUGAGGUUAAGGCUGACAAUUUAAAAUAUUUAUUGGGUGGUCUAAUACAACUUGCUGAACGAUUACAACUAAAUCGUAACACUCCUUCAUUGUUAACGAAUCCUCGUAUUAUAACCGUAAUGAUAUUAGUUCGAUAUAUUUAUACUGCUGUUGACCCUUCUAUUGGAUUGAGUGUUCUUUUACGUCUGGUUCAUAUUUGUUGUUUUGGUUGUGAUAUUUUAUGCCAUCGGAUCAAACCUGAAGGUCAGGAUAGUCAUCCCUCUGAUCCUAUACACAGUUUGGAUGAACCUUUCUCUUUAGAUAUGAAGUCGAUUUCUUUCGCCAAAGUUGCAUAUCUUUCACUUGCUCAACUUUCUUGUCGAAGUUCUGAAAUUAGAAAUUAUAUAAAUAAAAUUGAUUGGGGUUUAAUCCUCCCUUUUUUGGAACCAUUUCUUCCUGAUUCGUCUGGUGUAACAAAAUCGGUAAAAAUUAAAAGUUAUCAAUCUAUUCGUAUGGAAAUUUUACAGGAAACUGUAAAAGUUAUUCAAUGUAUGCUUAUUGAAAUUUACGGUUGUAUUGGUUCAAAAUUUAUAGAGGAAGUUGAAAAAUAUAGAGAUCAGUGUUCAUCAUUGCUAAAUGUUGUAUACACAUUAAAAUCUAUUAUGCACGAUGCACCUUAUCCACAUUGUCGUAUCAGAUCAGAUUAA